CCACGAUGGCCGCCGUCAGCAGGAGUCAUCGUUACAGGGAGUCCAAAACACCAUUCAAACGGAAAAUAAUGUCGUUUAAAUCACACUGGAUUUUCGCUUUUCUUAUUUUUGCCGCGAGCCGGUGUUUUGCCGAAGAUGAUCACGAGAUGGAAGAGUUUUUGAAGCGGGAGUAUUCCCUUUCCAAGCCUUACCAAGGUGUGGGAUCGUUAGGCUCCGCCCACUGGGAGUUGAUGGGGGAUGCCAUGGUAACCACCGACCAGGUGCGCCUCACACCUGACAUGCAGAGCAGGCAGGGGGCGGUAUGGAGCCGCAUUCCUUGCCAUCUGAAGGACUGGGAGAUGCAGGUACACUUUAAGAUUCACGGGCAAGGAAAGAAGAAUCUGAACGGUGAUGGGUUGGCCAUUUGGUACACUAAGGAACGCAUGCAGAAAGGUCCUGUAUUUGGAAAUAUGGACAACUUCACUGGCUUGGGUGUGUUUGUGGACACAUAUCCAAAUGAGGAGAAACACCUGGAGGCGCAGAAGAAAAGAUACACUCCUCGCACACAGAGGAUCUUCCCCUUCGUCCUGGCCAUGGUUGGGAACGGCACCAUCAGCUACGACCACGAGCGGGACGGCCGGCCCACAGAGCUGGGUGGCUGCAACGCCAUGGUGCGCAACCUCAAACAAGACACCUUCCUCUUCAUCCGAUACGUCCGCCGCAGGCUCACGGUGAUGAUAGACAUCGACGGGCAGCACGAGUGGAGGGACUGUCUGGACAUACCCGGGGUGCGGCUUCCCCAGGGAUACUAUUUCGGAGCAACAGCCAUCACUGGAGACCUCUCAGAUAACCAUGAUAUAAUUUCCCUGAAACUCUACCAACUGACGGUGUUUAAGAGUAAAACCGAAGAGGAAGAGGAGGAAGAGGAGAUAACCAUACCCAGUGUGGAUAACAUUGAACUACUCAGAUUGAGUCAGACUGAAGAAGGGAUGAGUGGAAUAGCCAUUUUCUUCACCGUGCUCUUCUCAAUGCUGGGCUGCAUCUUCCUCAUCGUCAUCGGCCUGGUGGUGUACAGCCACUGGAACGAGAGCCGACGCAAGCGCUUCUACUGAGAAAGAAGACAAAAAAAAAAAAAAGAAGAUGGAGAUUGUGAUCAGUGCUGCGGUCCGUGGACCCAGCUGCACUGAGACUAAAGUGAGGCGCUGCUGUCGGCCAGCAGGGUGCAGCAGGUUGUUUCAUCCUGAGGACAACACGAGCUUGACGGGAGAUGGAGGAGACUGAUCACCUGCUAAAAAAAAGAACAGCCAUUCUCUAACCUCGCCAUUCGGUAGUCAUGAAACAGUAGGAGGACUUUAUGUCACGCUUUGCCCCCCUGCCUGACACACACCAACUUGGCCUUACCAUCUCCACCUCUGCAGACGUGCAGUAUGUCACAUGACUUCUCCUGAGCAGCUACGUACAUAUUACAGCCCUGAUUCCAAAAAAGUUGGGACGUUGUGUCAAACAAAUCAAACAGAAUGUGAUGAUUUAUUUGCUAAGCAUUUUUGAUAUAAACUCACCUGAAAACAGUAC
This is a messenger RNA of Chelmon rostratus (copperband butterflyfish), 1551 nucleotides long. It is a transcript of the gene lman2la, whose product is annotated as lectin, mannose-binding 2-like a. Bases 6 to 1091 code for a protein of 361 amino acids. Gene Ontology annotation, cellular component: Golgi membrane; COPII-coated ER to Golgi transport vesicle; endoplasmic reticulum-Golgi intermediate compartment. The record is from RefSeq and is a predicted model, not a curated record. Gene Ontology annotation, biological process: endoplasmic reticulum organization; endoplasmic reticulum to Golgi vesicle-mediated transport; Golgi organization. The transcript is spliced from 9 exons. NCBI's taxonomy places the organism in Eukaryota, Metazoa, Chordata, Actinopteri, Chaetodontiformes, Chaetodontidae. Gene Ontology annotation, molecular function: D-mannose binding.